GACGGCCUACUGUUCGACGGACUGCCAACGCAUCGACUGGCGCGACCGGGGCCACCGGAAGGUCUGCAAGAAGAUCCAGGCCGCGGAGGCGGCGCGGGCGGAAGCGCCGACGCGCCCGCCGUCGCCGCCGCGGGACGUGUUCUACGGCCCCGCGCCGCGGUCGGACGCCGACGUAAUCCGCGCGCGCAUCGCGGCGGAACACGAGGCCGCCCGCGCGCGGCGCGAGGCGAACCCGGAGCGAGAGCCGCUGUCUGCGCGGUACGGGUCGCGGUGCCCCAUCUGUCUCGAGGAGUGGGACGUGAAUGAUAUGGGCAUGUUACGCGUCUGUUGCUGCCGGACGGUCUGCCGAUCGUGCGAGGACAAGAUUGGCAUCGGUGCGUGUCCCCUCUGUCGUGUAUCGCGCGCAGAAAGCGAUGCGGAAAACCUCGCCCGCCUGCGCCGCCAUGUGGAGAACGAAGUGCCGGAAGCGAUUACGUUUUUGGGAACUGCGUACCGCCGCGGUUACUUCGGCCUCGUGAAAUCCGAUAAGAAAGCCGCGAAAAUUUGGAAGCGCGCCGUGGAGCUCGGGGACGUGGAAGCAAUGAGCCACCUUGCGGAAUUGUACGAGGAUGGAAGUGGCGUCAAGCUGGACAAGAAGAAGGCGGAGCGGCUGUAUCGCAUGGCCGCAGACCGAGGCGACGCGUACGCGCAAAACAGUUUAGGGAGUUUACUUGAUGCUGAAAAGAAACAUGAAGAAGCGUUCCGGUACUUCGCGCUCGCGGCGAAUCAAGGCGAAACUUUUGCAGAGAUCAGCCUUGGCUGCUGUUACAGGCUCGGACAAGGCACGGAAGUCGACCUCGGCAAAGCCAGGUACUGGUUCGAGCGCGCCGCUGCCAAGGGCGACGAGGAUGCUAAAGCGAUUACGUUUUUGGGAGAGGCGUACUUUCGCGGUCUGUUGGGCCUCGUGAAAUCCGAUAAGAAAGCGGCGAAGAUUUGGAAGCGCGCCGUGGAGCUCGGGAACGUGGACGCGAUGGUAGUUCUUGGGGUUUCGUACCAGAAUGGAAGUGGUGUCAAGCUGGACAAGAAGAAGGCGGAGCGGCUGUUUCGCAUGGCCGCAGAUCGGGGCCACGCGGUCGCGCAAUCCAAUUUAGGGAUUUUACUUUACCAUGAGGAGAAAUUUGAAGAGGCGUUCCGUUACUUUGUGCUCGCGGCGGAUCAAGGCUUUACCGAUGGAGAGAACAACCUUGGCUGCUGUUACAGGGACGGAAAAGGCACGGAAGUCGACCUCGGCAAAGCCAGAUACUGGCUUGAGCGCGCCGCUGCCAAGGGCACGAUUACAAGUUUGGGAAAUGCGUACCGCCGCGGUUACUUCGGCCUCGUGAAAUCCGAUAAGAAAGCCGCGAAAAUUUGGAAGCGCGCCGUGGAGCUCGGGAACGUGGACGCGAUGGUACACCUUGGGAUAUUGCACCAGCAUGGAACUGGCGUCAAGCUCGACAAGAAGAAGGCGGAGCGGCUGUAUCGCAUGGCCGCAGAUCGGGGCGACCCGGUCGCGCAAUGCAAUGUAGGAAAGUUACUUGAUUCUGAGGAGAAACAUGAAGAGGCGUUCCGGUACUACGCGCUCGCGGCGGAUCAAGGCUUUACCCCCGGGGAGACUCUCCUUGGCCUUUGUUACCACGAAGGAGAAGGCACGGAAGUCGACCUCGGCAAAGCCAGGUACUGGUUCGAGCGCGCCGCUGCCAAGGGCAACGAGGAUGCUAAAGCGAUUACGUUUUUGGGAAGUGCGUACCGCGGCGGUCGGUUGGGCCUCGUGAAAUCCGAUAAGAAAGCCGCAAAGAUUUACCGGCGCGCCGUGGAGCUCGGCGACGUGGACGCGAUGGCAUUUCUGGGGGAAAUGUACGACGCCGAGGACGGGGAAGGCGUCAAGCUGGACAAGAAGAAGGCGGAGCGGCUGUAUCGCGCGGCCGCGGACCGGGGCGACGCACACGCGCAAAACAAUUUGGGGGUUUUACUUUACUGUGAGAAGAAAUUUGAAGAAGCGGUCCGGUACUACGCGCUCGCGGCGAAUCAAGGCUAUACCGAUGGAGAGUAUAACCUUGGCUGCUGGUACCGCGAUGGAAAAGGCACGGAAGUCGACGUCGGCAAAGCCAGAUACUGGUUCGAGCGAGCCGCUGCCAAGGGCGACGAGGAUGCGAGGAAGAACCUCGCGUGCCUCGACGCGCGAGUGUAGCCUAAGUCUUGCCGCGCUCGCGAUCAACAUCACCACCAAGAAGCUCGCCGACCCCUACGGCCACGACCUCGACGACAUCCACAUCCUCUCGCUCUGCAAGCUCAUGCCCGGCGCCUGCGCGCGCAUCCUCGAGACGUCGCCGCCGCCGCGCUCCGCCGAGACUACGACCACGUUCGUUCGUUCGAAUUAAUUCAAUCCCGCCGC
Aureococcus anophagefferens is the source of this 2410-nucleotide messenger RNA. RefSeq lists its product as hypothetical. The coding region runs from base 308 to 2206 and encodes 632 amino acids. Gene Ontology annotation, molecular function: protein binding. The transcript has 4 exons. The record is from RefSeq and is a predicted model, not a curated record. Lineage: Eukaryota; Pelagophyceae; Pelagomonadales; Pelagomonadaceae.